AUGGCAACCUCUCACUCUUUGUUCCUCUGUUUCUUACUCUGUUUCUCCCACAUUUUCAUCUCUACCUCGCAAACUCUUUUUCUGCCUUUAACUCACUUCCUGUCCAAAACCCAAUUCAACUCCACCCACCACCUCCUCAAAUCCACCUCCACCCGUUCCACCACCCGCUUCCGCCACCACCAUCACAAGAACAGUCACAACCAUCGUCAAGUCUCCCUCCCUCUCUCUCCCGGAAGUGACUACACUCUCUCCUUAACUCUCGACUCUCAGACCAUCUCUCUUUAUCUUGACACAGGGAGUGACCUUGUUUGGUUCCCAUGCCAGCCUUUUGAAUGCAUUCUUUGUGAAGGCAAAGCUGAAAACACGUCUCUCGCUUCCUAUCCACCACCAAAACUCUCCAUAGCUGCCACGCCAGUCCCUUGUAAAUCAUCUGCAUGUUCGGCUGCACACUCCAAUCUCCCAAGCUCCGACCUAUGUGCUAUUUCCAACUGCCCGUUAGAAUCCAUCGAAAUAUCGGAUUGUCGAAAACAUUCUUGCCCACAAUUCUAUUAUGCUUAUGGCGAUGGCAGCCUGAUAGCUCACCUUUACCGCGACUCUAUUAUGAUACCUUUAAGCAAUCCAACUAACUUGAUGUUCAAUAAUUUCACAUUUGGCUGUGCUCACACCGCGCUCGCCGAGCCUGUUGGGGUUGCUGGGUUUGGCCGGGGAGUCCUUUCUUUGCCUGCUCAGCUUGCUACUUUAUCUCCCCAACUUGGGAACCAGUUCUCUUAUUGUUUGGUCUCUCAUUCGUUUGAUUCAGACCGAGUUCGUCGACCGAGUCCACUCAUUUUAGGAAGGUAUGAUCAUGAUGAGAAAGAGAGAAGCGUAAACGGUGUUAAUAAGCCUAGUUUUGUAUAUACUUCUAUGCUUGAUAAUUUAAAACAUCCUUAUUUUUAUUGUGUUGGACUUGAGGGAAUUUCUAUUGGUAGAAAGAAAAUUCCGGCACCAGGGUUUUUGAGGAAGGUUGAUAGAGAGGGAAGUGGUGGGUUGGUGGUGGAUUCAGGGACAACUUUUACUAUGUUGCCGGCAGCUUUGUAUGACUCGGUUGUGGCAGAGUUUGAGAACCGAGUUGGGCGAGUUAAUCAGCGAGCUACAGGUAUUGAGGAAAACACUGGGUUGAGUCCGUGUUAUUAUUUUGAUAAUAACGUGGUGAAUGUGCCGAGUGUCGUGUUACAUUUCGUGGGGAAUGAAUCAAGUGUGGUACUGCCUAGGAGGAAUUAUUUUUAUGAGUUUUUGGAUGGUGGUGAUGGGAAAGGAAAGAAGAGGAAGGCUGGGUGUUUGAUGCUGAUGAACGGCGGUGAUGAGGCUGAGUUGAGUGGUGGGCCUGGGGCUACUUUGGGAAAUUACCAGCAACAGGGGUUUGAAGUUGUCUAUGAUUUGGAGAAGAGAAGGGUUGGGUUUGCAAGAAGGCAGUGUGCAUCUUUAUGGGAAACCUUGAACCAGAAUUAA
This is a messenger RNA of Dovyalis caffra, 1488 nucleotides long. NCBI's taxonomy places the organism in Eukaryota, Viridiplantae, Streptophyta, Magnoliopsida, Malpighiales, Salicaceae. The record is from the annotation of a GenBank genome assembly.